Cylindrotheca closterium is the source of this 468-nucleotide messenger RNA. The record is from the annotation of a GenBank genome assembly. NCBI's taxonomy places the organism in Eukaryota, Bacillariophyta, Bacillariophyceae, Bacillariales, Bacillariaceae.
AUGAUAUUUUUGGAACCCCUGCGCACAGGUGCCAUCCUCCAGUACCGUGACCUCAUUCUCCGCAACGAUCAACGUGAAAUUUGGACCAGAUCAUUCUCCAAUGAAAUCGGUCAACUUGCGCAAGGAGUUGGAGACCGCAUUGACGGCACCAAUACCAUCUUUUUCAUCCACCACCAACAGAUUCCCCCUGGACGCAAACCUACAUAUGGCCGCAUAGUUGUCGACAUUCGACCACAGAAGGCAGCAAAAGAACGCACCCGGCUCACUGUUGGUGGCAACCUCAUUGACUAUCCCGGUGAUGUCAGUGCAUCCGUAGCUGAUCUCACCACUGCCAAAACAUUAUUCAACAGCGUUGUAUCCACCCCCGGAGCCAAGUUCAUGGGCAUUGAUAUCAAAAACUUCUACUUAGGCACGCCCAUGGAACGAUACCAAUACAUGUACCUACCCAUCGAAGUCAUUCCCCAAUAA